Molecule: messenger RNA, 4254 nt
Organism: Engraulis encrasicolus (European anchovy)
Lineage: Eukaryota; Metazoa; Chordata; Actinopteri; Clupeiformes; Engraulidae
Product: zinc finger protein 280C-like
Exons: 20
Coding region: 212-3610 (1132 amino acids)
Biological process (GO): regulation of DNA-templated transcription
Molecular function (GO): DNA-binding transcription factor activity, RNA polymerase II-specific; RNA polymerase II cis-regulatory region sequence-specific DNA binding
Source: RefSeq, a predicted model, not a curated record
UGAUUCCUCGCGGCAGACAGGCUAACUCGAAAUUGAAAAUGAGUUCCGUGCAGUUAGACUAGAAGACAGUGCAAUAAAACGACAAGUUGCUUCGGGGUCCUGCAAGGCCCUGCCAGCCGUGGCUAGCUGGGCUAGCAUUGUGUCCCCCUGCUCGGCGCUGCUCUUAUGACGGCUCUGCUUGUCGGCGUGUCGGCACAGAUCUGACCGCACGAUGUCGGAGCUGUUUAUGGAAUGCGAGGAGGAGGAAUUGGAGCCGUGGCAGAAGGCGAUACCGGAAAUCAACCUGAUCGAUGACGACGAUGAUGAUGACGAGCCCAUCUUCGUCGGGGAGAUCCAGAGCUCCAAGCCCACCACCAACGCCAGGCCCGGUGUCCAGAGGGGGCAGCAGAAUGCGGCUCCAGGCCGUCGUCCCGUGGGCUCCACCCCGACCACGCCCCAGAAGCUGCCCCACACGGCGGCCCCCGCCCCCCAGCGCGCCUCCUACGCCCCCGCGCCCCCCCACACCCAGCACUCGCCCCGAGCCGCCCCCACGCUAGGCAACAACCCCUCUCUCGUACCAGCCAACCAGGCCGGAAUGCAGAACGCCGCCGGUCGCCUUGGCAACACCAUGACCGCGCAGCCAAUCAUAAUCAACAGCCAGGGCUAUAUCGUGUCGUCUCCACAGAUGUCCAGUAGUGGUUCCUUCAUCGCCAAUAUGGGCUCCCAGUACCCACCUGCCACCUCCUUCACACUCCUGCCAGGUCAGCAGCUGCUGCAGUCCUCCUCCUCUCCCCAGGUGAGCCAUGCUGUCCACAGGCCCCAGGUGCAGCUCAUGCAGAACAACGUCAUCACGCUGGCCAACGUCCAGCAACCUCCAGACCUCACCUCACAUCAACAGGGUCGUGGCCCUCAGCACAGAGGCCAGCCUCCGCAUGCCAACAGCUCCGCUGCCCUCUCCUCCCUACAGGGGCAUCACAACAGGGAUAACGGCACCAUGAAGCGAGGCAUGGCGUCAGACGCGGACAACAAGAACAAGAGAAUCAAAAUGGACGCCGGUGGUCAUCUGCGUGCGUCUGAGAACGACAGUCCCACUAGGAGGCGCUGUCCCAACUGCAGCAGCUUCUACCCCGGAGACGACUCACUGAAGGGGCACAUGAGGUUCUGCUGUCCAGAUCUGCUGGAGACGGUGUUUCCCUCCAGCAGCUACGGUGCUGCUCGGCAGGAGCGCGAGCGGCUUCAGCCCCCUCCGCAGCCACAGGGGGCGCCGGUGAGGAUCUACGACGCGCACGACAAGAGCAAACUCAUCAUGCUGGUCAGCGACUUCUACUACGGCCGGGCGGAUGGGGACCGCAAGGGAGAGCAGAAGACAAACACCACCUUCAAAUGCAACAGCUGUCUCAAAGUGCUCAAGAACAACAUCAGGUUUAUGAACCAUAUGAAGCAUCACCUGGAGCUUGAGAAGCAGAACAGUGAGAGUUGGGAGUCUCACACCACCUGCCAGCACUGCUACCGCCAAUACAGCACGCCCUUCCAGCUGCAGUGCCAUAUAGAGAGCGCACACAGCCACUACGAAUCAACCACGAACUGUAAGAUCUGUGAGCUGGCCUUCGAUACAGAGCAAGUCCUGUUGGAACACAUGAAAGACAACCACAAGCCAGGAGAGAUGCCUUACGCCUGUCAGGUGUGUAACUACCGUUCCUCGUUCUUCUCUGACGUGGAGAGCCACUUCCGCAGUAUCCAUGACAACACCAAGGAUCUACUCUGCCCCUUCUGCCUCAAGGUCCUACGCAGCGGACACAUGUAUAUGAACCACUACAUGAGGCACCAGAAAAAGGGGAUCCACCGGUGUGGUAAAUGUCGUCUGAACUUCCUGACGUACAAGGAGAAGGUUGAACACAAGACGGUCUUCCAUCGCACAUACAGGAAACCACGCACUCUGGAGGGCCUACCGCCCGGGACCAAGGUGACUAUUCGGGCCUCCCUGGCCGGUUCCCCCACGUCCCCCUCCACGCCGGGUCGCUCCAGUAUCAGUGUGGUUCCGAGCAGCCCGGGAGGCAAGCAGGUGGGCCGCCCACCCGGGUCAGGUGGGGGUCGAGGGAAAACGGCCCAGCACGCCGCCAACCCCCCCGGACGACCCAAGAAGGAGAAGGCCAAACCGGAGACACGCAACGCACUGCUCAAGAACUUCAGGCCGCUGGUGGAGGGUGUGAAGUGUGCGGAGUGCAGUGAGGUGAUUAAGGACUUCUAUGACCACUUUCCCCUGCUUCUCACCUGCGGGGCCUGCAAGUUCAAAACCUGCUGCAGACGAGCCUACAAGAAGCACAUGACCUGGGCUCAUGGGUCGGGUCCUAAGGUGCCUCCCAGCCACAAACAACCACGCCCACUACGGAGCUUGACGCUGGUGUGUCUAAACUGUGACUUCCUGGUUGACGCGUCCAGUAGCAACCUGAUGGGCCGGCACCUGAAUGACCGGCCCACGCACACCUGCCAGGUCAUCCAGGACCCCAGCGGCCAAUCAAAACCUGAGAACGAUUCUGUUUGUGACACAGACAGCCUGGAAAGAUCUGGCCUCAUCAAUGCCGAGCCUAUGACGCUGAUCGGAGAGGAGGGAGAGGAGACCACUGGCACACACACAACACCCAAGGAGGAGGAAGGAGAGGGGUUAGAGGGGGAGACUGCUGCAGCAAAAGAGGAACAAGAAGAGAAAGAGGAGGUGGAGAAAUAUGUGGAGGAGAAAGAGGAGGAGGUGACUGAGGUGAGAGAGGAGGAGGUGGUGACUGAGGUGAGAGAGGAGGAGGUGGUGACUGAGGUGAGAGAGGAGGAGGAGGAAAAAGAAAAAGAGCACACACCUCCAGGGGUGUCAGAUGACUCUGAGGGGCGGGACAAUAACACACCUGUGCAGGUAAAGGAGGACACACCCCCUCCUGAACAGGACGAGAAAACACGCCUGCAGCCAGAGAACGAUGAUGAGGACACAGCCAUGGAGCAAGAAGAAGAAAACACGAAAGGUAACGAGGAGCAGGAAGAAGACUCAGCUUUAGAAAAAGAACAGAGAGAUAAAGUGGAGACACAUCGUAACGAUGAAAAGGACUCGUCAGCAGAACAAGGGCCCGAUGAGGCAGACACGCCUUCUAACUCAGCACUACAAGACCCUGUAGAACACAUGGAACCAGAGAAUGGUGCAGCAGAACUCCUAAAGAACAGCACCAUGGAAUCAGAUAGCUAUUCGGAACCCAUGCAGGAUUCCACCAUGGAACCAGAGAGAAGCAACUCGGAACCCAUGGAGGACCACGGUACGGAACAAGACCCCAGUCCAGAACCCAUGCAGAACAGCACCGUGGAACAAGGCUCCAGUAAGGAGACCACCAUGGAGCAAGGCCUGAGUGCAGAUGUGUCCGAGAACGUUGGUGAGGAGCCAGAGAGCAGUGCAGAGCAAGGGGAGUUGGCGGCUACUGCAGCAGCAGUGGACCCUGAACUUGAACCUGAACCUGCACUGACCUCAUGUCUCCCACAGGGGGCGACAGACUCACUAGAUGUGGCAGCCACGCCCUCUAGUGACCUGGAAGACCAAUCAAACGCCACCGCUCAAACUAGUGGCCCAACUGGCCAAUCAGAACCCUCCAAUGCAUAGGGUCAUGAACAGCACACACACACACACACACUCAUACACAGAGAAACAUCCACACGUCUGUGCAUAUUCCUAGGAAGACGACAUGCACGUCUGUUCCAGUGCAUCUCAGCACACCACCACAACUAUCUGCUCUGCUCAGCUCUGCGCGUUGUUAUCUUCUCAUGUCUGUCUUGAAAAGUGUUUCCUCGGAAAGACUGCUGCUCAAGGGAAGGCGGCAGAUAGUUUUUUUUUAGUAUCCGUCGUGCUCUGCAAAUCAGACUUUCCCCUCCUCCUCCCACUGCAGUAUGAUGACUUCAAAGACAGCAUGGUCUGACCUUCAAACACGUCUCGCUCCGACCUUCAAAGACGGUUUUCUGUGAUCUUGAAAGACGGCGUGAGGCGUGAUGUUUCAGUAGCGAGUGAAUGGAAAGAAAAGCGUUUUCUGUUUGAAACGGAGAGAGAGAGGGAGGCUACAUCCUGGACUCUCUUCAACUGGAGCGAGGGAAGCCUCUAGACUCUCCUCCUUAACGCCCCCUUUGCUACUACUCUCGCCUCCUGAGAAACACUUUGUUACACACACACACACACACACACACACACCUCGAUUGUUUGAAAAUAAACUUGUGUAAAGACAGACACACACAUGGACACAUAUGAACAAACUC